Messenger RNA from Pimephales promelas (fathead minnow), 1841 nucleotides. It is a transcript of the gene lpar6b, whose product is annotated as lysophosphatidic acid receptor 6b. Gene Ontology annotation, biological process: phospholipase C-activating G protein-coupled receptor signaling pathway; positive regulation of Rho protein signal transduction. Gene Ontology annotation, molecular function: lysophosphatidic acid receptor activity. NCBI's taxonomy places the organism in Eukaryota, Metazoa, Chordata, Actinopteri, Cypriniformes, Leuciscidae. The record is from RefSeq and is a predicted model, not a curated record. Gene Ontology annotation, cellular component: plasma membrane.
UGUGUGAACUAGAGACUGAACAGCCGGUUGGGUACUAAAUACCUCACAUUGCUACAACAAAGUGCCAAACUAUGAAGAUCUUAAAGAGACACAGAAGAUCAUCAAGUCUCAGUAAAGGGAAGCCAAGAGGAGGAACAAGGCACUGAAAUCAAAACUGGGCUGACUUUUUUUGUGAAGAAAAUCAACUAUGGAAGAACUAUUCAUCAAGGUGUAAAGAUUGAAGUCUUAUUAGCAUCACAAAUCUUGCGAGCACCUUGGAAUUUCAGAUAUAAAGAGCAAACAACUACAAAACAACUUCCAGUGAAGAUAAGGAGGCAGCUAUUCAUUGAAGCACGCACAAACGAAUCUUAAUCUUCCACCAUACCUUGAGAAGAGAAAAAAGGUAAUCUAACACAGCCUGUUUAUGCAAAUGUUUACGCGUGAACUUCCGUUGCACAUUGACCGUAGGACAUCGCAACAUCUGAACGGUAAGAAGCUUCUUAAGGCAACCCCGUGAAAUGUUUACAGACUGGAUUUGUAUACUUUUACAUGGAUCUCCAUCAAAUUUGAUGUGGUUCUCUGACCUUUGAAAGCAACACAGGACAGUGACUCCUUUUAAGCCAAACAACAUAAAUGAUGACCGAUAACGAGAGUUGCCCCAUCAAGGAUGCUUUUAAAUAUGUGUUAUACAGCUCUGUUUUCAGUAUUGUCUUUAUUCUCGGGCUUCUCUUCAACAUGAUGGCCAUGUACAUUUUUCUAUGUAGACUGAAAAUGCGCAACGAGACCACAACGUACAUGAUGAACCUCGUGGCCUCGGAUACUCUCUUUGUCUUCAGCUUGCCUUUCAGGACGUUCUACUUCAUCAAUCGUGAGUGGCCUUUCGGUAAACCUCUCUGCCAAAUCUCAGUGGCCUUGUUCUACACCAAUAUGUAUGGCAGCAUCCUCUUCCUCACGUGCAUCAGCGUGGAUCGCUUCCUGGCAAUUGUUCAUCCCUUCGCAUCUAAAACAUUGAGGACAAAGCGUAAUGCUAGAAUAGCCUGCUGUGUGAUAUGGGUGAUUCUGCUGUCGGGGGGCCUAACGGCAGGGUUUGUGAUGGACACCACAUCAUACACGGACAACAAAACCUCAACAUACACGAACACCACAUCAUACACGGACAACAAAACCACAACAUACACCUACUGUUUUGAGAACUACUCAAAUUCGCAGUGGAAGUCCAUGGUUUCAAAAGUUGUGGUGUGUAUGGAGACAGUGGGCUUCUUGAUUCCGUUGAUGAUCAACUUUACCUGCUCUAUAAGGGUCCUGCAGACUUUACGACACCCAGAGUGCAUUAACCGUGGAGGGCAGCUGAACAAGGCCAAGAUCUUGCGUAUGAUUGCAGUGCACUUGUUAAUUUUCUGUUUUUGCUUUAUCCCGUACAAUGUCAAUCUGGUCUUCUACACCCUGGUCAGGAGUCAGGUUAUUACGAACUGCACUGUGGAGACAGUGGUCCGGACCCUUUAUCCAAUCACGUUCUGCUUAACUGUGACCAACUGUUGUUUUGACCCAGUGAUCUAUUACUUCACCUCUGAGACGAUUCAGAACUCUAUUAAACGGAAGUCUUAUGCUGUCCACCAAAACACAUUAAACAACAAAGUUGACACCAGUGAUAACAGAAGCAAUUCGAUGAAUAAAAGCAUAACUCUAAAAGCUAAAUUCCUCAUUGAAGAGUCUACAAUUUAACCAAAGUUCAGACAGCCAAAUUUUUUAUACCAAUUUUAUACCAAAUUUUCAUCUGACAGAUCCAGCCAAUGUUAGUAAUUGUUUGGCACAGGAUAUAUUUGACUGAAGACUAACUGAAGACUGCAGAAAUAUAAAGCAUA